This is a messenger RNA of Sinocyclocheilus grahami, 884 nucleotides long. RefSeq names its product glycosyltransferase-like protein LARGE1. The record is from RefSeq and is a predicted model, not a curated record. Lineage: Eukaryota; Metazoa; Chordata; Actinopteri; Cypriniformes; Cyprinidae. Gene Ontology annotation, cellular component: Golgi apparatus. Gene Ontology annotation, molecular function: glucuronosyltransferase activity; xylosyltransferase activity. The transcript has 8 exons. Gene Ontology annotation, biological process: protein O-linked glycosylation via mannose. The annotation marks the transcript as partial.
AAAAAAGGAGUUGCCUCGGGCAACAGCUCGGACUGUGUGCAUCAGCCUGUGGUGAACAAAUGUGAGACCAUUCAUAUUGCCAUUGUGUGUGCGGGGUACAAUGCGAGCAGAGAUGUUGUCACUUUGGUCAAGUCAGUUCUGUUUCACAGCUUUAUCAACAGAGCAAUGGCCCGUGACUGGCAUAUGCACACAUCACCAGCCAAAUACGGGUUGGCGAACUGUCAGCAGGUUCUUGGUUUGGUGGAGAAUCAGAGUGAUUGGUACCUGGGGAACCUGUGGAAGAACCAUCGGCCAUGGCCAGCGCUAGGCAGAGGCUUUAACACCGGUGUGAUUCUGCUGUUGUUGGAUCGAUUGAGGAAGCUAAAGUGGGAGCAGAUGUGGCGGCUGACGGCAGAGAGAGAGCUCAUGAGCAUGCUGUCUACAUCACUCGCUGAUCAGGACAUCUUCAAUGCUGUGAUCAAGCAGAACCCAUUCCUGGUGCACCAGCUGCCCUGCUUUUGGAAUGUUCAGCUAUCGGAUCACACCCGCUCCGAAAAGUGCUACAAAGAUGUGUCCGACCUCAAGGUGAUUCACUGGAACUCUCCGAAGAAACUGCGUGUUAAGAACAAACAUGUGGAGUUCUUCAGGAAUCUCUAUCUGACAUUCCUGGAGUAUGAUGGGAAUCUGCUGAGGCGAGAGCUCUUUGGCUGUCCCAGCGAAACGGACCACAACUCAGAGAAUCUCCAAAAGACCCUGUCUGAGCUGGAUGAAGAUGACCCAUGUUAUGAGUUUCGUCGGGAGCGCUUCACAGUCCACCGCACACAUGUCUAUUUCCUGCACUAUGAGUACGAACCAGCCUUGGAUAACACUGACGUGACACUGGUGGCCCAGCUGUCUAUGGACAG